GAAAUGGACUUAGAUCAGCAGCAAAUGCAUAUUAAACCCCUACAGAACCAGGAAACAUCUGAAAAGGAAAUGUAACUGAACCAGGUGUGGUAGCACAUUCCUGUAAUCCCAGCACUUGGAGGAUGAAGAAGGAUGACUGACGAGUUUGAAGUAAGCCUGGGCUACAGAACCAGACCCUGAUUCCACAAUCAAUCGAGAAAUAAACGCUGUGGGAGAUGGCUCAGCGGUUCACACACACACACACGCACAAUCCCACACACGUUCUGUACAUAUAUACCUACAGAGGCAAAACACUCAUACACAUAAAAUUAAAAAAUAGAUGAGUACCCACAACUACCUAAUAACGUCAUUAGAAUAUUCCUCCCACAUAUUCGGGUGAGACUGUAUUUGUUUCAUACGAUUUGACCAGGUUAAGUACAAAAGAUGUGGAAAUCCAGCGUCUUCCGAUGAGACAGAUAAGGACUCGCCAAUACAGAAAGUACAAAAAGACCGACACGUCUUACUACACUGCUCAUUUUGAAAACGAUUUAUCCUGUUUUAUUGUCAACACAAUGGGUUAAUAUUAUAAAUCAACUAAAUACAUUUAAAGGUACUGAUUUCUAAUAUUUACAAAUAUAACUCACAGUAACAUUUUUCUUUGGGAAACUCGGUAAUUUCUAAGGGCACAUGAAGACCCUGAAACUAGAAUAAAGUCUGAAAACCAACUUGAAAGCUCCAAGGAGCCGCCAUGAGGCAGAGCCAGAGCUCCCUGGCUGCCGGAGAGAAGAUUUAGGGUAAAGCCUCGGGUUCCCCGCAGUGGCUCCCGGAUGGUGUCUCCUGGGAGCAGCUCAACCCCCGGGGAUUCCUGGUUUCCAAAGAGCAUCACUUCCCGGUCUUCCAAACUGAGUGGGAUUCCUCUCCCCGGACACUGGUGACGCGACCACCAUUCUCCCUCCCAUUGGGUGUUGGGCUUUUACAGACGCCAGUCAGCGUCGCUGUGGUUCCGGGUUGUAAAGAGAACACAAACCUGCGCGGACUCGGCGUCUCCACAGCCCUGAGGAUGGAGGCGACGGCGCCGCGUAUCCUCCUCCAGCUGCUCACCGUCGCUCUGGCCCUGACCCAGACCCGCGGGGGUUUGCACUCGCUGCGGUACUUCGGCACCGCCAUGACCCAGCCGGGCCACCGGGAGCCCCGGUUCGUCGCCUUCGGGUACGUGGACGACACGCAGUUCGUGCGCUUCGACAGCGACGCGGAGAAUCCCCACGAGGAGCCCCGCGCACGGUGGAUGGAGGCGAAGGGGCCGCAGUACUGGGAGCGGCAGACGCGCAGCGCCAAGGCCAACGCGCAGAUCUUCCGGGAGAACCUGCGGGCCCUGCUGCGCUCCUACAACCACAGCGAGGACGGGUACCACACCAUCCAGUCCAUGCAGGGCUGCUACAUGGGGAGUGAUGGGCGCUUCCUUCGCGGGUACUACAAGACGGCCUACGAUGGCGCCGACCACAUCUCCCUGAACGAGGACCUUCACUCCUGGGCCGCAGCAAACAAGGUGGCCACGAUCACCCAGCGCAAAUACGAGCAGACAGGUGAGGCAACGCACCACAGGGCCUACCUGCAAGUUACGUGCAUGGAGUGGCUCCCCAGCCAUCUGGAGAACAGGAAGGAGAUACUGCAACGUGCAGAUCCUCCGAAGACACAUGUGACCCAUCACCCCAGACCUGAUGGAGACGUCGCCCUGAGGUGCUGGGCUCUGGGCUUCUACCCUGCUGAGAUCACCUUGAUAUGGCAGAGGGAUGGGGAGGACCAGACCCAGGACAUGGAGCUUGUGGAGACCAGGCCUGCAGGGGAUGGAACCUUCCAGAAGUGGGCAGCUAUGGUGGUGCCUUCUGGGGAGGAGCAGAGAUACACAUGCUAUGUGCAGCAUGAGGGGCUGCCUGGGCCCCUCACCCUGAGAUGGGUUCCAUCUAGCCAACCCACUGUCCCCAUUGUGGGAGUCAUGGCUGGCCUGGUUUUCCUUUGCGGUGUGGUCAUUGUUCUUAUGUGGAGGAACUUACCAAGCAGGAAAGGUGAGAAGAGUGUGGUCUUAUGUUUAAAUUUUUAUUUUGUGUUUUGCCUGCUUGUAUGUAAGUUCACCCGUGUCCUGCAAAGCCCAAAGGUAGAAGAGGUGGCUAUGUUCAGGCUGCUAGUGAGUAUGGAGGAGCUGGUCCCUGAGCGCCCUGGGGUAGUGUAG
Molecule: messenger RNA, 2206 nt
Organism: Nannospalax galili (Upper Galilee mountains blind mole rat)
Lineage: Eukaryota; Metazoa; Chordata; Mammalia; Rodentia; Spalacidae
Product: class I histocompatibility antigen, Gogo-B*0101 alpha chain-like
Exons: 6
Coding region: 1040-2206 (388 amino acids)
Biological process (GO): antigen processing and presentation of endogenous peptide antigen via MHC class I via ER pathway, TAP-independent; immune response; antigen processing and presentation of endogenous peptide antigen via MHC class Ib
Cellular component (GO): external side of plasma membrane
Molecular function (GO): peptide antigen binding; signaling receptor binding
Source: RefSeq, a predicted model, not a curated record